This is a messenger RNA of Paracoccidioides brasiliensis Pb18, 525 nucleotides long. RefSeq lists its product as uncharacterized. The record is from RefSeq and is a predicted model, not a curated record. The transcript has 5 exons. The coding region runs from base 1 to 525 and encodes 174 amino acids.
AUGAAUCUACAAGCUGCUUUGUGUAUCCUUGCGGUCCUAUGCGUCAACGGAUUACCCACUGGAACGCUCUCCUUCAGCCAAAACCCCAAUUCCACAUGUCUUGAAACGCACACGGCGGCCCGCCUCGGCGAUAUCUGUGCCAGCAUCAAGCCUGGCCAGAAUUACUGCAACGAGAUAGCAGUCCAGGGACAGAGUGCGGUACCGGAGACUGUUCUAAGACAAGCAACUGAGUUCAUGGCUAUCUGUGCCAGGCAGUGGCUUGUAGGGCCCAACGAUACUUGCGAGUCCAUUGCGACUGUUGCAGGAAUUUCCGUAGGAGAACUUGUUACGCUAAACGUGGCCCGUAACCCUCGCAAACUGCGGAAGCAUCAGCCGGAAUGUGUUGGUCUGUCUGGGAUCCUCUUCCUCUCCAUCCAUGGGGGCCGCCAAAUCUACAAACUCCGCUCCCCCUAUUCCACUCGCAAACGGCGGAAGCUUCGUCAGAAACUCGGCCACGUUUUCUUAACUCCACGAAAAUCACCAUGA